CCAUCAAUCGAUAUCACGAGAGGGUGGUAGUAAAUAACUAUUACAAGACUUGAAAGCUUAGUUUACGAUCACAUCCUCUGACACUGAGCCUUUGCAGCCAAUAAAUGCUAAUGAAUAGCUGGAAACUACAAUCGAAAAUGCCAAAAACUACUUCUGUAAAMAAGAAUCGAAAUUCAAGAUAUGCCUGUUCUAGAUUAUAAGGACAUGAGCCUAUCUGUCUGGGAAAUUGUUACAUUAAAACUGCGCGUCACCCUUAGGGCUACAUCACUACUGCUAUUAUCUUAAUCUAUUUCAAAAGACGAGCUCUAUCAGCUGUUUGCACCGUUGUUAGAGCGUAGCGGUGUUGCUCUCUUCAAAAGUUUCUUUUUCUAAAUUUGGGGAAAGUAUUUAAGUGCCCGCCGUAGAAUCGAUACUAAUGAAGUUCACCUUAGAAACCUGACAUGUGUAUUCCGUUACAGGGCACUGAAAUGCAAACUAGCAGCUCAAGACCUGUUUUUACACGCUACAGCUGUCUUAACUGGCAAAUCUUUGAGGUUCUUUUUUUGGUAACAUCAUGACCCAUUAUGAAUUCCACUCGAGUUUGUGCGGAUAGUAGUAGUUUUGCGCUAGUUACGACUUGGUUUGUUGGUUUGUUGUUAACGGAUCGUGAGAAAACUAUUUGUGUAAUCUCAUUACACUUUCAGUAAGCUAAAAUCUGCCUCGACUUGAUGAAAUAGGYCAWCUACAGCCUGAGGUCAUUAGAUGCUUGUCCCAGGGGACGGUGAYUUGUCAUGUUAAGAUGAGAGGUUAAAUUGAAGAGAAAAACUAGCGACAUUAGCCCACCUCAGAACGAUACAAUCUCUUGCAAGCAAAAAARGAAACGGAUUGUAUGCCAAUAAUAUAUAACAUCUAUCUAGUAUUGACAGGAACAGCAAAACAUCUCAUAAAGAAUGCACAAUGUUGCGAACAAAGGUCAAGCCAACCAAGACUACAGCACCAGAAACACCAACAAAAAAUCAUGCAAAAACACAGCACAAACCWCCAACAACAUCCAGGAACGAUACACUCAAGGACGCAAUACCUCUACCGAAUCUUCCUUCAUCGGAACCAGAACAAGUCACAAUACAACCUAACAUCACAUACAUUGGAUUCAAAGACAAUGACAAUCAUGAGGAACGUGACAAGGAGGAAGAGUGCAACACCGUCGUGUCAACUGAAAAGACAAUGCGCARACCUAGUUUUUGUGUACUGUACACAUUUAUGACUCUAUUGUUGUUCUUUUGUAUUGGUAAUUCACUUCUUACUCUUUACUUGUAUCGUUCAUGUGGAUGUCAAGCAAGUACGAACACGAAAGGAAAUCGUACUACAAAAGAUGUUGUUCUCACGAUAAACGAGUUGGAACGAGAAGUAGUCCAAGUAAAGAGAACGACAGAGUACUUCAAGUCAAUUCAAAAAGGUGAACCAGGUCCACCAGGGCCUAAUGGACCACCAGGACCUYCAGGUCCACAGGGUAAAAACGGUCAACAAGGACCACGUGGCAUACAAGGUCUAAGCGGUAGUCCUGGGAAGAAAGGUUCUCAGGGAGAAAAGGGUUCUAUUGGUCAAACUGGACCUCAAGGUUUAGCAGGAAUWCAAGGCCCUCCUGGAAUUAAUGGUUCACAAGGUAUUCCAGGCAUUCAAGGAGCACUKGGCUCUACUGGCCCACGUGGKCCUCCAGGUUAUAAAGGAAUUCAGGGUCCUCCWGGAAUCAAUGGUUCACAAGGCAUUCCUGGUCCUAAAGGAGCACCUGGMUCUGACAGAACACCUGGGGACCCUGGACCUCCUGGUCCUCCUGGUCCUAAAGGAGAUAUGGGCACAGCUAAUUUCACUCUUUGUAAGCAUAUGCAAAAAAAAUCCACGACACAUGCUACWGGGAAAUCAGCAGAYGCUCAAGUAUCAUUAGUUGACAAYGCRCAUCCAGURAGUACAAAUAAUAGUCUAUGUUCUUGUUGUGGUAUUGUUGAGAUCAUUGCAGCAUAUAACAUUUAUAUUCUCUAGGGUUGGAAGAUACUAGGAGCUGCAUGUACAACAUUAUAUGGUAAAGAAUCUGAAUUCUAUACUGAGUUUGACCCAAGGAGAAGUCUGACAGCAUAUGUAUGCCAUUGUAAAGGAAGAUCUAGUUUAUUCAUUGACUCAAGUCGUGGUGGCAUGAAAUGUUUAAUACAUUAUUGGAUAUGCCCUAUCAUUACCUAAGAUUCCUCUUUGCUACUUUGUACCAGAUUUUGUUUUCUGUAUUUUUUUUUCAUCAAGCAAAACAAAUUKCAAAACUUCAGAGUGAAUUUGACUCAUUGUCUUCACC
Exaiptasia diaphana is the source of this 2317-nucleotide messenger RNA. Its product is annotated as collagen alpha-1(XXV) chain. The record is from RefSeq and is a predicted model, not a curated record. NCBI's taxonomy places the organism in Eukaryota, Metazoa, Cnidaria, Anthozoa, Actiniaria, Aiptasiidae.